UCGAAAUGGAAACGUGGAAACAAUGCCGAAAACAAAUUAUAUCGAAAAUUUUGCCAUUCACAUCAUUCAGUUUACCCAGUGAAUAUUGCUCAUCACAACCGGAUGCUUGCUUUACACCGAUGGAACAUAUUGAUCUUUCAUCGCUUACGCUGCGGUCACAGGAACAACAUUUGGUAAAGGAUCUCUUUCUCGUUUACAUGGCUUAUCAAGGAAACAGCAUACGAUUUAUCAAAGAGGGUGAUACCGUAACAUGGACGGUGAAUCCAAGUUCAGAUACCUGUUUGCGUAGCGCGCUGUAUACUGAUGCAUGUCUCCCUCUUGCUGCUACACUGAUUCAACUUCGACAUAAUAUCAAAAAUAUAUGUUGUGAGUUAUCGCGUGGUCGGGUAGCACUUGCUGUUGGAUCUGCUGCUGAAGAAUUCUUCAAUUCGGAAAUAAUGCCUUUAUUGGUUAAGCUGGAGCUCGAGAACCGAAACGAUCAGAGAUCACUGACUCUUGCAGAAGUUGCUACAUACAUGCGUCCAUAUAUGCAAAUAACGAAACAGCUGAAUGACGUGCUUGCAACCAUAAUUAAGGAAGAUCUUGUGGGCGGCGAAGUGCUAUCAAUGCUAUCAGAACAAAUACGAAAAUGUGUAUCACCGACAACACGUGAUGUGCUGCAAAAAUUUGAAGUAGCUGGAUUGGAACAAUAUUUCGAACUACUGUUUUGGUGGAUACGCUAUGGGAAAAUUCAAGAUUACUGUCAUGACUUUAUGAUUUGGGAUCUUAAGAGUUCGAAAAUGUUUGCAAAAUCGGACAUCGUACCUGGAGAUGACAUCUUUAGUGAUGGUUCAAACAAUCUUGACGAUCGAUUUUGUGUUGUGAAAGCUUUAUGUCCAUCGCAACUACAACCUGCGUUUGAAGAUAUUAUAAAAUGUGGCACAUAUCUGAACAUUGUUGAUAUGAUCAAAGGUGAAACUACAGCAUUCGAUGACGAACGGAUUGGCGAAGAAGAAGAGCUGGAAGAAUGGAAACGAAAAAGUGUUGAUGACGUUGUACGUGAGGUAAAGAAAGCUCGGCUAAAAGCAAGUAAAGAUUUAGUUCAGAUUUUGCGUAAGCAGUUCGGUUUGGAUGAGUACUUCGAGUCAUUUCAUAACUUUCUUCUCAUACAAUGCUCAGACUGGCUAGUUUCAUUCCAUGAAUUAUCUCGCGAUAUGCUAAUUAGUUCUGUUCGAGAUAUAUCAGUAAAGAAAUUGCAAAUAUUAUUCGAGGAAGCUGUAGACUGCUCGACCUUACAUUUCGACAAACACCGGCACAUAUUUAGACCUAUUUUGGAGAAGUUUGAUGUAUUCACAUCAUUGCUGCUAAUCAGUAGAGGAAAUAAAUGGAAAAGACUAAUCAAUGGAGAAAAUGAGCAAAUGAACAAAUUACGGAUGGAUUUCGAAACAACCGAAAGUAAAAAUGGGCAGGAUGCAUUGGCAAUCCAUAUUAAUGUCGAUUCACCGUUAUCGCUUGUUUUCCCACCACAGAUACUGCUUCAUUACAAUCUCCUUUUUCGGAUAUUUUUUUACCUUUUCAAUGCAACCACUCAAAUUUUCAACAAACAGAUGCGUAGUGAUUUAUUAACGCUUAGUGAUAGGCGUUUGCUAGAAGAAAUGCUACAUUUUCUGAAUGCCUAUAAUUUACAUUGCUUAAUAUAUGUUGUACCUCGUUUAUGGAGUAUUUUUAUUGACAAAUUAUCGAAAUCUGCAAGCCUUGAAGAAAUAUUGUCAUUCCAAAAUUCGUUUCUUGCCGAUACGAUGGCUCAGUGUUUUUUACCGGAUCCGAUUUUCAUGGAUUUGCUUUCGAAUUUGGUUGCCAUUAUCCAUGGUUUUACGGCCGGAGAAAUUGUACAUUUCAUUUUCGCAAGCAGUUACUUUAUAUCAUUAGACAGAUCGCAUCUCGACUAG
Messenger RNA from Loa loa (African eye worm), 1928 nucleotides. RefSeq lists its product as hypothetical. The record is from RefSeq and is a predicted model, not a curated record. Gene Ontology annotation, molecular function: microtubule minus-end binding; gamma-tubulin binding. NCBI's taxonomy places the organism in Eukaryota, Metazoa, Nematoda, Chromadorea, Rhabditida, Onchocercidae. Gene Ontology annotation, biological process: microtubule nucleation; cytoplasmic microtubule organization; meiotic cell cycle. The transcript has 16 exons. The coding region runs from base 6 to 1928 and encodes 640 amino acids. Gene Ontology annotation, cellular component: equatorial microtubule organizing center; spindle pole; gamma-tubulin small complex.